AACGCUCAUUCAAUACUCGCUCACUCGAGAAACGUGUUGCUUCGUCGCAGUUGAACGUGAAAGAAACGUAAAACUGACGGCAAGAAAUGGACGAACCGCUACACGAGGAUUUUCUGAAGAAGGAAGAAGAGAAGGAAAGAUGGUUUGAAUAUUGGGUUAUUCUGAAAAAUUGUGUUUUGUAUUUUUACGAUGAUCGUACCGACCUGUGGCAAGAAUAUUGUGAUAAAAUUGAAAUCACAGCGAACGCACGAUGUUCUGUCGUGAGGCGAAAGACGUACAGCUAUAGAUUCAAGUUAGUUACCGAUGAAGGGAUAUGGCUUUUGAAAUGCCAUACCAACUUGCAGAGACAUCGCUGGAUGCAUGCGAUCGAGCUAGCGAUAAAGGAAAUUUCUUCCGGCUCUGAAUCAGCUCGACUUGCGACAGCGGAAGAAUCAUCGCGUGUGUGCUACUUCGAAACAGAUUUAUUUGGAAGGAGUCUCCGACGUGAAAUGCGACAACGUGAAGCGGCGCGCGAAAGCAACAACAACGCAAAUAACACGCUAGAACUCAGUAGGAAAUGCGAUUUGAAGAAGGAAGGAGAGCGAGGCGAAAACAGAAAUUCAAGAAAGAGCUCUAGGUUCAAGAGAAGCGUUAGAAAGGCUUUAUCGCUGCAGCAAGGUCUUGGUAGUCCAGAAGAAAACCUAGCUUUCUCGGACGAUGAAGUCAGCGUUGAUGGUUUUGCAAAGUUUCUAAACAACCAUUCACAACCCGUAACAGGAGUGAAGUUAAUUCGCGUGGUCAGUGCAAAGUGAUCUGUGCCAUCAUGACGGAACUAGUUGUUACAGUUCAAAAUCCGUGGCGCUAAAUUUUUGCGAAAAGAAACUAGGUUACAAAUGUUU
Molecule: messenger RNA, 878 nt
Organism: Pocillopora verrucosa
Lineage: Eukaryota; Metazoa; Cnidaria; Anthozoa; Scleractinia; Pocilloporidae
Source: RefSeq, a predicted model, not a curated record